This is a messenger RNA of Glycine soja, 1361 nucleotides long. RefSeq names its product vesicle-associated protein 4-2-like. Gene Ontology annotation, biological process: endoplasmic reticulum membrane organization. The transcript has 7 exons. Lineage: Eukaryota; Viridiplantae; Streptophyta; Magnoliopsida; Fabales; Fabaceae. The record is from RefSeq and is a predicted model, not a curated record. The coding region runs from base 254 to 1069 and encodes 271 amino acids. Gene Ontology annotation, cellular component: plasma membrane; endoplasmic reticulum membrane.
UUUGGACAAAACAUGAAAAAGUUGUAAGUCACGAACAACGAAAGGUCACGUUCAAUCUUCGUUUUGCUGCUGAGGCAAACUACGUAAAAGAGCUUUCAUAAGCAAAGACAACCCAAGAAGGGUAUCUGAUCUGAUACAACACUUAGUGCCAAAAAUCCACCUUCACCCACAAAACAAAACACAAAUCUAAAGCUUCAAACUUUGGCAUCAAUCCAGCGACCCAGUUGCCGGAAGUCCCAUUUUCCGGCGAAGAAUGGCGGUGGAGAGUGACAAAGUGGGUUCUGAUGGGAAAGUUUGGAGCUUUUGCAGCAUGCCAUUUUGGCAAACAACUCAUGCUUCUUCAUCUUCUUCUUCAACAACAACAACAAUACCAACAACUUCUUCUAUGCAUCAUAGUGUUCACCAUCAGAGCCAGAUUCUUCAGUCUCUUGAUAGAUCCACUCAUCAACCUUCCACCACUGUCUCUUCUGUGGCUAAAUCUCUUCUCCCCACAAGGAGAAGGCUCCGUCUUGAUCCUCCCAACAAGCUCUACUUUCCUUAUGAACCUGGUAAGCAAGUUAGGAGCGCCAUCGCAAUUAAAAACACUUGCAAGUCUCAUGUAGCUUUCAAGUUUCAAACAACUGCACCCAAGAGUUGUUAUAUGCGCCCUCCGGGUGGUAUUCUUGGACCUGGUGAAAGUAUAAUUGCAACUGUGUUUAAGUUUGUGGAGCCACCAGAGAACAAUGAGAAACCAAUUGAUCAGAAAAGCAGGGUUAAGUUUAAAAUCAUGAGCUUAAAAGUGAAAGGCGAAAUGGACUAUGUACCAGAACUGUUUGAUGAGCAAAGGGAUCAUGUAGCAGACGAGCAAAUUUUGCGUGUCAUUUUUCUGGACCCUGAACGCCCUAGCCCUGCUUUGGAUAAGCUUAAACGGCAGCUAGCUGAGGCUGAGGCUGCAUUGGAAGCAAGAAAGAAGCCCCCGGAGGAGACAGGUCCUCGAGUUGCUGGUGAAGGACUUGUUAUAGAUGAAUGGAAAGAAAGAAGAGAAAGAUACCUGGCCAGGCAGCAGGUUGAAGUGGUAGAUUCAGUGUAAAAUAUUUCUUUUUAUUUUUUUGGUUGUGUCCUUAAUGUUCUCCCAUUUGUAUGUCCAGAAAUUGAAUUCCUUGGCCACUGCAUAUGUCAAAUGUGGUUGAGUGACCUAGUAAAAGUUCCCUAAAUAGAUAUUGUGAAGGCAUUUCUUUGUUCUAUUUAGGUAGCAUGUUUGUCGUGUUUAGAUUCGAUUGAAUCAAUGAUUGGUGGUACUAAAUUAUGCUUCUGUAUCAGCUCUUAUAAUUUGUAGAUGGAUAUCUACAAAUGUAAUUGAUCUUUCCAUAGUUGAUGUUUUA